AUGGUGGGGUUACAGAACCUACCUUUCAACGCAGUUUUUCCUUUUCGUUUGCAUGACCCUGUUCAGCAUCCGAAAGCUUAUGUUGUUAUCUUUGUCUGGCAAGUUGUAUUCUUGUGGUAUAACAUGAUAUCCAUUGUGGGCUUCGAGCUGGCAUCUGUUCACUGCUUUCCACAAGUUGCUCUAAAUCUCAAAAUCCUGUGCAUUGAGCUCCGACAUAUUGGCAGGAUAGUUUCCUUUGAUCAGAAUAAUUUUCGCAAUGAACUUAUUCGCCGGAUUCUCUUCCAUCAACGCAUUAUCAGUAUUGUUAGGGACAUCAAUUCUGUGUUCUAUGCACCUUUUCUAGCCCAAAUGAUCUGCUUGUUCUUAAUGAUUUCUUUAUCGACAUUUGAGGCACUCGCCGCCAGACGCGAUCCAAUAGCGGCAUUUCGAUUUGUAUUCUUCAUGGUCUUAUCUUUUUGCCACUUAUCGUAUUGGUCCGUCUUCGGCGAUAUGGUUAAUCAGCAAUCAAAGGAAGUGGCUAUCGCUGCUUACGACAUUUACAAUUGGCAUGAACUAUCCCCCAAGCUGCAGCGGGACAUUAUGUUCAUAAUACAGAGGGCACAAAAACCACUUUGCAUUGUUGCUAGCCCAUUUCCACCUUUCAAUCUAACCAGCUACAUGAUGGUUCUAAAACAAUGCUAUAGUAUUCUGACAUUGCUGCUGGAGGCUCUGGACUAA
Messenger RNA from Scaptodrosophila lebanonensis, 717 nucleotides. Its product is annotated as odorant receptor 65a-like. Lineage: Eukaryota; Metazoa; Arthropoda; Insecta; Diptera; Drosophilidae. The record is from RefSeq and is a predicted model, not a curated record. Gene Ontology annotation, biological process: sensory perception of smell; detection of chemical stimulus involved in sensory perception of smell. The transcript is spliced from 3 exons. Gene Ontology annotation, molecular function: olfactory receptor activity; odorant binding. Bases 1 to 717 code for a protein of 238 amino acids. Gene Ontology annotation, cellular component: plasma membrane.